This is a messenger RNA of Megalops cyprinoides (Indo-Pacific tarpon), 800 nucleotides long. RefSeq names its product p53 and DNA-damage regulated 1 (gene pdrg1). NCBI's taxonomy places the organism in Eukaryota, Metazoa, Chordata, Actinopteri, Elopiformes, Megalopidae. The record is from RefSeq and is a predicted model, not a curated record. The transcript is spliced from 5 exons. Bases 27 to 425 code for a protein of 132 amino acids.
AACAUUGUGUGAGAGCCGGUGAAAACAUGGAGGAGUCACAACGCAUACUGAAGUAUUUAACUGAAGUGGAAGAGGCAGCAGAAGACGUUCUUGCUGAUAAACAACAGAUUGUAGAUCUCGACGCAAAGCGAAACCGGAAUAGAGAAGCGCUCAGUGCUCUGCGGAACGACAGCCAGCAGUCCGAAGAAAAAGUCAAAGUUUGUUUUGGAAACAUGUUCAUAAAAUUACCCAAAGCUACAACAAAGCAGAUGAUUCAAAAAGAUCAAGAGCAGCUCGACAAGGAGAUAAGUGAUCUCCAUAAACGUUUGAAAGCAAAAGUAAAUCAUCUCCAUGAGUUACAAGGAAAGCCUGACUUGAAGGGGUACAACCUGUCCCCUCUUAGUAAUGACGAGUUGAGGGCAAUCAACAGCAUCCUGAAGAGAUGAGGUGCACCAAGGACUUGUCACCUUGUGGAGAAUGGGUACAACUAAAUGACAUUUUUGAGCAAAAGUUCAGAAUUAACAUCAAAGUCCCUCAGAAACAGACUGUGGUGAGUCUGUGAAGAAGCAAAGGACCUGUCUUUCACAAAGAAGGUGGACAUUGAUACAGGACUAAUCUGCUGUGUGUCACAGUGUGUGGGGUUUGUGUAAGGUAGACAGGGAUGUCACAAUGAUCCGUUUUUUUAGAGAACCAGGAGUUUGACAUUGGCAAUGUUUGAAAUUGUUAAGGAUGGAUUGAAGUAUGCGGGCUUAUACUCUUAGUGUAUUACUAUAAUUCUGUUGUUGAUUGCUGUGUCACUUACUCUGUUUGCCCCAGCAGGC